AGUAAAAUCAACUUUCAUGUUAUUAAAAAAAAAUACAGUAAUAUGUUACUGCCGUAGGUUCCACCCAGAAGAAGCCAGUCCCAUAAGCUCUUAUCUGCUUCUGCUCUAAGCAAAACAAGUAAAUUAUUGAAGAUAGAAACACUGCACAUUGUUCUCUGUCUCUCCGUUGCCAUUUAGAGGAAUCAAGGGUUUCAUACGACUGUUUAUAUAGGAUUUUGAAACCUCUGUGAGACUGAUAAAGCAUUUACUGAGUUAAACGGUAUGAGUGCUGCUUUGGAACUAACGGGAUUCCUGCUGAGCUUGGCAGGAUGGUUUAUUACUGGAGCUUGCAUUUCAAAUGAUUACUGGAAGGUGUCUACCACUAAAGGGUCUGUCAUCACAACAUCUCGAAUCUAUGAAAGCAUAUGGAAAAGCUGUGCCACGGACAGCACAGGCCUAACAAACUGCAAGAACUUCGAGUCGAUGUUGGCUUUAUCUGGUUAUAUACAAGCGUGUCGUGCCUUGAUGAUUGUAUCACUUAUUGUUGGGAUUCUUGGCAUCAUUCUGGGAGUGCUGGGCAUGAAGUGCACAAACAUUGGAAACAGCAGUGAAGACACCAAAGGGAAGAUUGCCUUGACAGGAGGCAUAGGGUUUAUUGUGGCAGGUCUUUCCUCCUUGGUUGCAGUUUCCUGGUAUGCAUCAAGAGUGACUGCGGAUUUCUACAACCCAAAUUACGCUGGGAUUAAGUAUGAACUUGGGACAGCCCUUUACCUUGGCUGGGCUGGAGAUCUCCUCCUCAUAUUAGGUGGAUCAUUCCUGUGCUGUUCUUGUAAAAGACCCACAAAGUCAAAGCACAGCAAGGGGUACAACUAUGACUACAAACCGGCACAGCAUGUUCCAUCCCAAAUUUAUAACAAACCGGCAAGACAGUUCGAUGAGUCAGAAAAGGCCUACGUUUAAAGCUGCCAGAACUCCUACAUCCCUGUUGUUGUUACUUACAUCUUUGAUAAUGUGAAUACAGUACUCACUGGGAAAAAAACAUUAUAUCAGCCUGAAACAUGUCAAUCCAUUUAAAAGCAACACCCACUGGUUUACUACAAGUUCCCAUUUUCCAAUUGCCUAAUUCAUGUCAUAUUAGUGAUUGGAUGUUUAUCUUUAAUAUUAACAACAACUACUAUUGAUGAAUGAUGGCUUCUCAAUAUUUUCCACUCCCCUUUAAUAUAUGGCUGAGACAGAACUGUAACAUCCAGAGUAUGAAUUUCAAAAGGACAUGUUAUGACUGUCAUAAUGUUGCUUCUCUGCACCUAGCUCAGCCAUAUGUCACUUAAACAAGGCAAAAAACACUCAGAAUGAAGGUUGUGGAAAUCCACAAUGAAGAUCCUGUCUUUCAACUUUUAUGUAUAAGAUCAUCAUUUUUCAAAGCUAUUGUCCACCAGUACAAUGCAAAUUAGUCGUUUGUGGAUUAGGAGUGCAUUAAAUGUCAUAUUAAGUG
Messenger RNA from Protopterus annectens (West African lungfish), 1471 nucleotides. Its product is annotated as claudin-15-like. Bases 262 to 939 code for a protein of 225 amino acids. The transcript has 5 exons. Gene Ontology annotation, molecular function: structural molecule activity. Gene Ontology annotation, biological process: bicellular tight junction assembly; cell adhesion. The record is from RefSeq and is a predicted model, not a curated record. NCBI's taxonomy places the organism in Eukaryota, Metazoa, Chordata, Ceratodontiformes, Protopteridae. Gene Ontology annotation, cellular component: plasma membrane; bicellular tight junction.